CAUCUCUCUAUAUAUAUAAAGUACACAAAGCAUUUCUGAGCACAUCAAGGUAUUUUUUUUAUGAUAUGAUGUCAAUUGAUAUGAAUUACAUAGGCAUUACAUGUGGAUUAUUAUUACUUGCAUGGACUUCGAUCCAUGGUCGCAAUAAGAAGAAACUUCCACCAGGACCAAUCCCUCUACCUUUAAUCGGAAAUCUCCGCAACAUAUUCGGUGCUCCGCCCCAUAAGUCGAUGGAGCGGCUUGCUAACAAAUACGGCCCAAUAAUAAGCCUCAAAUUGGGCCGAUUACCCACCGUCGUUAUAUCUUCAUCAGCCGUGGCUAAAGAAGCCGUCAAAAAACACGAUUCCGCCUUUUCUAGUAAAACACCCAAAGAUGCAGUCGAAGCUCAUAACCACCAUAAAUUCUCCAUCGUAUGGCUACCGAUCGACAGCAGUCGCCGGAAAAGUCUCCGGACGAUAUUGAAUUCGUGUAUCUUCUCUGCAAACAAGCUCGACGCGAACCAGAAUAUCCGAUCUACGAAGAUCUCAGAGCUUAUUGCUUACUGUCAUCGAUGUAGCCAAACUGGUGAUGCCGUGGAUUUUGGUAUAGUUGCUUCUGAUAUCGCGAUUAAUGUUUUAUCGAAUACAAUUUUUUCCACGGAUUUAGUGGAUUUGACUGAGAAAUCGGCGAAGAAAUUUAAGGAUGUGAUCCGGAGUAUUACGUUCCAGAUCGGAAAGUUUAACAUGGUGGAUUACUUCCCUGUGCUGAAAUGGAUCGAUCCUCAAGGGAUUAAUCGAAGCACUUGCGCUGGUUUUGCUAAAAUGUUUCGGAUUUUUGGGGAUUUUAUUGAUGAAAGGUUGGAGCAAAGGAAAAAGAACCAGAAAAUCAAAGACGUUUUGGAUAUUUUGCUAAAUAUGAGUGAAGAAAACGAUGGCAAUGGCAACAUUGCUAUGGAUAGAAAUCAAAUCGAACACCUUCGUCUGGAUCUUUUCAUUGCGGGAACUGAUUCGAGUUCCGCUACAUUAGAAUGGGCAAUGCUAGAGCUGAUGAAAAAUCCACACGCAAUGAAAAAGGCUAAAGCGGAACUCGCACAAGUUGUUGGCAAGAAAGAGGUAAUAAAGGAAGCUGAUCUCGUUCGGCUUCCUUAUAUGCAUUGCAUUUUGAAAGAGACAUUGCGGAUUCACCCGCCUGUUCCUCUUUUGUCUCGCAAGGCCGAGCAAGAAUUUGAACUUUGUGGCUACUUUGUCCCAAAGGGUUCACAAGUGAUAAUAAAUAUAUGGUCAAUUGGUCGUGACCCUACUAUUUGGGAGGAUCCUUUGGUAUUUAAGCCUGAAAGGUUUUGGGGUUCUAAUGUUAUGGAUAUUCGUGGUCAAGAUGAUUUUAAGCUUAUUCCUUUUGGUGUUGGUCGAAGAAUGUGUCCUGCCAUAUCUUUGGCUAUGAGGACAGUUCCCAUAAUGUUGGGUUCGUUGUUGAAUUCAUUUGAUUGGGUUGUUGAAGGCGACGAUGAUUUGGAUGCGGAGGAGAAAAGUGGUCUUAUAGUAGGCAAAUUACGUCCUCUACGACUUGUUCCGAUUUAACUAUAGGGCUAUAUAUGGAUCAAAUUGGACAUGAAGCACUGUUUCAAUUGGCAUGGAAGUAGCAAAAACUUAAUAAAGUAGAGUCUACGAAUACAUAGGUUUUCCAUAGACCCUGUAAUAAAUAUAUAUGUAUAUUAACUUGUUAACCUCCUAUCAAAACUGA
Molecule: messenger RNA, 1719 nt
Organism: Solanum tuberosum (potato)
Lineage: Eukaryota; Viridiplantae; Streptophyta; Magnoliopsida; Solanales; Solanaceae
Product: geraniol 8-hydroxylase-like
Exons: 2
Coding region: 66-1556 (496 amino acids)
Molecular function (GO): iron ion binding; heme binding; oxidoreductase activity, acting on paired donors, with incorporation or reduction of molecular oxygen
Source: RefSeq, a predicted model, not a curated record